Messenger RNA from Geodia barretti, 1893 nucleotides. The record is from the annotation of a GenBank genome assembly. NCBI's taxonomy places the organism in Eukaryota, Metazoa, Porifera, Demospongiae, Tetractinellida, Geodiidae.
AUGAGGGACGUUGUCAUCGGCACGGCGGGGCAUGUCGACCACGGCAAGAGCGCCCUGGUGCGUGCCCUGACCGGUAUCGAUCCCGACCGCCUGCAGGAGGAGAAGGAGCGCGGUAUCACCAUUGAUCUCGGAUUCGCGCAUUACCGGCAGGGUGAUAACACCAUUGCCUUCGUGGACGUGCCGGGCCAUGAGCGUUUCGUGCGCAACAUGAUUGCCGGCGCGAGCGGCAUAGACGCCGUGCUGCUGGUGGUGGCGGCGGACGAGUCGGUGAUGCCGCAGACUCGCGAGCACUUCGAUAUCUGCCGGCUCCUGAACGUCGACAGAGGUUUGGUGGCCUUGACCAAGUGCGAUCUGGUCGAUGCCGAGAUGCUGGAGCUCGUACGGCUGGAAACGCAGGAACUGCUCGGCGGGUCGGGGCUGGAGGACGCGCCGAUCGUCCCGGUGUCGGCCAAGACGGGAGCCGGCCUGGAAGAGCUGCGGGCCGCCCUCGCCGCGGUGGCGGCGGCGCCGCCGCGCGCGGCCGACAAGCCGGUGCGCCUGCCGGUGGAUAGGGCGUUCGCGGUCCGCGGGGUCGGCACCGUCGUCACCGGUACGCUGGUGUCGGGGGAGAUUCGCGCCGACAUGGAGCUGGAGGUGUUGCCGGCCGGCCGGCGGGUGAGGGUGCGCGGCGUACAGGUGCAUGGCCAGGCAAGGGCGACUGCGGGAGCCGGGCGGCGGGUGGCGGUGAACCUGCACGGCAUGGAUGCGGACGAGCUCCGCCGCGGCGACGCGGUGGUGGCGCGCGGCGGCUUCGACACGACGCGCCGGUUCGACGCGUCCGUCACCCUGCUGCCGGAUGCUCCGGCGCUGCGGCACGGCGCCCGCGUGCGCUGCCACCACGGCACCGCGGAGGCGAUGGCCCGGAUUGCGUUCUCCGCGCCAACAGCGCUCGAGCCGGGGGACGGCGCGUUCGCCCGCGUGCGGGUCGAAGCGCCGCUGGCGCUGACGCGGGGGGAUCGGUUCGUCCUGCGGGCGUACUCGCCGCCGGUGACCAUCGCCGGUGGACAGGUGUUGGACCCGUUGCCGCCGCGCGGGCGCUUCCGCUCUCCGCGCGGUGUCGCCCGGCUGCGGCGCCUUGCCGGCGCGGGCGGCGACGCUGAGAGCCUGUUGGUCAUGGUGGAAGAAGGUCGUGGCCGGGGAGUCGCGCGUGAGGCGCUGGCCCGGCGGCUGGGGGUCACGGCUGCGUCGCUCGACCGGACGGCUGCUGCGCUGGAGGCCGAGCAGGGUGUCGUUGCCGUCGGCAACCGGCUGGUCGCGCCGGCUGACUUGCGCGUCACGCGCGAGGAACUGCUCGCACUCGUCGCGCAAUUUCACGCAGCACAGCCGCUCGCCGCGGGUCUGCAGCGGGAGGAGGCGCGGGAGCGCCUGAGCCGCCGCGCGGCAGCGGCCGUGAUCGAUCAUGUCGUCGCCGGGCUGGUGGCGGACGGCAGGAUCGUUGCGACCGACCAUCUCGCGCUGGCAGACCACCGCAUCGUGCUGUCGGCGGACGAGGUGCGGGUCCGGGAACGGUUGGAGGAUCUCUACGGCGCUGCGGGUCUGGCCCCGCCGGAUAGCGGACAGGCGGCGGCUACGGUGGGCGCGCAACCGGCGUUGGUCGAUCGGAUGCUCGAGUUGCUGGUUCGCGACGGAACCCUCGUGAGGGUGGAGGGGCUGCUCUUCCACAAGGAGCGCCUGGACCGUCUCGCGGUGGAGGUGGGGCGGUUGACGCCCGCCGCGGAUGGACCUGCGCGGAUUGACAUCGGCAUGUUCAAGGAGCGCUUCGGCGUUUCGCGCAAAUACGCGCUCCCGCUGCUUGGCUAUCUGGAUCGCAUGCGCGUCACGCGCCGCGUCGGCAACGUAAGACUGGUGCUGUGA